This is a messenger RNA of Dermacentor andersoni, 515 nucleotides long. NCBI's taxonomy places the organism in Eukaryota, Metazoa, Arthropoda, Arachnida, Ixodida, Ixodidae. The record is from RefSeq and is a predicted model, not a curated record.
CAAUACAUGGUUGUUCCCAAGGGGCAGCCUAGGGUCGUCCACAAAUGUAAUGGUAAUGCUGAACGACAGUCGAACUGACGAUGUAAAAAAAUAUCUAAUGUAUAAUACUUCCAAUAUGGACUGCGCCGUCAUUAAAGUGGAAACAAUGACUGCAAAGGGCGUCUCUCUUCUGGUUAAGGAAGCAAACGGCAACAAAGGAAAUGGUGAUUUCUCAGUGUCAGUAUAUUUAUAUCUUGCGGUAACAAAUCCCAAUAACACGGUUCCAAGCGACUGUAACGAAACAUACGCUAAAUAUGUUACCGGAACAAAUCAGACGAUUUAUACAACGGAUUGCCAGAGCUCAAGCGGAAACGCUCACUGAUGAAAAGGAGAACUUCUACGUAGCAUCCAAUUCUUGGAUAUGUCUCCUUUAUAUAUGGUCUAUAAAAAGGAAAUGUGCAACGUACAGUUUUGUAGGUCAUAAUUGCUGCUAGCGAAAUAGUUACAUUUAGGUGCUUAAAAUAAAAACUAUUCAA